Messenger RNA from Emericellopsis atlantica, 1078 nucleotides. RefSeq lists its product as uncharacterized. Lineage: Eukaryota; Fungi; Ascomycota; Sordariomycetes; Hypocreales; Bionectriaceae. Bases 259 to 849 code for a protein of 196 amino acids. The record is from RefSeq and is a predicted model, not a curated record. The transcript has 4 exons.
UCAUGAAACUAAUAAGUGCUGCUCAUCGUUAUAUUAAACCGUGACGCCCUCCUGUCCUUUUCAAUCCACAGUUCAUUCUUCCCUCGCUUUCCGCCAUUUUUGGACUUGCUGUUCGCGCCCUACAUUCGUUAUUGAUUCUCUCGUUACGUUCACUGUUGAUCUUCUUUAAUUUGCGGACAUUUCCUACAAGUAUUCACCUUGCACACUUCGCUGCAUUUCGAUCAUCGUACUCCAAAGCAAGAUCCGACCGCCCCAACCAUGUUCUUCCGUUCGAGCGUCCUGGCCGCAGCCUCUCUCAUUGCUGUGGCCCAAGCCCAGUACAAAAUUGAUCCCGAAACCGUCGACAUCAAUCAGCGAGACUACUGGUGCACGAUGCAGAAAGAGACCUGCCCACUGAUCUGCUACGAAACCUCCCCCGAUCCCGUUCUUGUGAACGAAUGCGACGCGGAAAAACUGACUUACGGCUGUCUUUGUGGCGACAACUCCAAGCCUAAUGUCACCGAGUACUCUCAAACGCUACCCUAUUUCGUCUGCCGCCAGUGGGGGAUUCAAUGCGUCGACGAUUGCGCCGACCACGACACCGCCUGCCAGUCUGCCUGCCUCGCAGACCAUCCGUGUGGAGCCUCGAACCCCAAGCGAGUGACAACGACGAGCAGCUCCGCGAGCACCGCGACAAGAGCCCCAAGCGGAACCAAGACGGACGGCGACAACGUAGUCCUAUACACCGGGCCGUCUGAUCCUGAGAACAACAACGACAACGGCAACGCAGCGGCACUUGUGGAGGCCGGGGCCAUGUAUGGUUGGGCCGUCUUGUUUGGCGGCGUCGGCAUUGGGUUCGCGCUGCUGUAAAGCUGCACGACAAGAACGGGGACGAAACACCCACUUGGAAGCUGCGUUUCUUUGUUGCAUAUUACUCGGGCGUUACUACGUGUGUUUCAUCGGAGCGAGCAUAUUGCAGCCUAUGUGCUGGCGUUAAUACAAUAAUCGUGAUGUACGGAUACAUGUGCACGUACGUUGACCAGACUCAAGCUCACUCCUCGAUGGUGAUAGGUCGUCGCUUCACCGUUUUCAAUUUCAC